Oikopleura dioica is the source of this 564-nucleotide messenger RNA. NCBI's taxonomy places the organism in Eukaryota, Metazoa, Chordata, Appendicularia, Copelata, Oikopleuridae. The record is from the annotation of a GenBank genome assembly.
AUGAAAGGCGGGAAAGGUUGGAACAUGAUUCUCGCCGCCGAUCUCAAAGGCGGAAUCGGAUUGCGCAACGAUCUACCCUGGAAAAUUCCACAAGAUCUCAAGCACUUUCAAAAGUUGACGAGAGGCUCGGCUGAGAGGGAAUCCGUCGUUGUCAUGGGCCGGAAUACUUGGCAGUCCAUUCCGGAGAAGUUUCGACCGCUAAAGGGAAGAGUUAACAUCGUCAUCACCAACACGCUGGAGAGCGAGAACUUCGUCAAAUGCACAUCGCUAGAAGAGGCGAUCGACUACGCCGAGAAACAUCACUGCGCCGCGGCGAAAUGGAUCAUCGGCGGCGCGACGCUCUACAAUCGAGCGCUCAAAGACGCUUUUGUCGAUGAAAUCUACUUGACGCGGGUUCAGCGCGACUUCUGUUGCGAUACACACGUAGCAGACCUUUACAAGCUCUUGGAGGCUGAAUACCGACUCGAGCCUUCGCCAAAAUUCACGUCGGAGACAUUCACGAUUGAAGAAGACGGCCUCAAGUUCAAUUUUGAGCGACACGUCAAAAACUCUAUCCAGCUUUAG